Oryctolagus cuniculus (rabbit) is the source of this 5073-nucleotide messenger RNA. Lineage: Eukaryota; Metazoa; Chordata; Mammalia; Lagomorpha; Leporidae. The record is from RefSeq and is a predicted model, not a curated record.
AAUAGAGACUUCCGGGAGGAUCAGUGCUUCUAUACGUGUAUUGAAACAAUAGAAAACGCCUGAAGAGGACUGUGCUAAUUUAUCAAAUCCUAAAUACCGAUCUCUACCACCAACUUAAGCCAAAAGCUUUUGGGGUCCUUUCUCUUUAACCAAGUAGAAAGUUUCUUGAGAAAACCAGCCUGGUGUGUCCCCAGCUGUGAUUGGUCUAGAGCCUCCUCUGCCCUCAGGGGGGCCAUUGUGAUGUCAUUCCAACUGCCUUAACAGUUCCCUGCUUGGGCUCGGUUCUGGUCAGUUGGCCCAGGAAGCUCUGUGGAGACUGCCUGAAGGAUUGGACGACAUCACUGGUUUUCCCUUGUCCUGUCAUUUGUGGUGUUGUUUUGUGUCGUCUAUUAGUUCUCUUUACUGUAGUGAAUCUUUCAGUUUUUUUGUGUGUUUUUGCUAUUUUUUCAAUUUCUCUCCCCCUCCCAUUUUUACAUUGUGUGCUUGUGUAUUUUCUUUAAAUAUUUAUUUAUUAAUUUUUUCUUUUUCUUUCACAGGCUAAAUGUACUUGAUGCUGUGUUCAUUUGUCCUUCUUGUGUUUCCUCCGUUUUCUGACUAUUUUCUCAUUUUUUUAAUCCUUUGACUUAGAUAAGACUGUUAUAAGACUUAUUGAUUAGCAUUGUUACCAUAGUUACCAUAGUUGGUGUUGCUUUCCUUCACCAUUUUUAGUAUUCUGUGUAUUUUAUAACUUUUAAUUCUUAGUUUUGAUAGUGUUAGUGAUUAGUAUACCAUAGUUCAUAGAGUUAGCAUUCUCUAGUAGAAAUAUUAGCAUAUUGAGUUGUCAAUUUUGGUUACCAUUUAGCUUGUUUGAUUUCUAUUUGUUUCCCAGUUUUUGUUGUUACUUUAGGUGACUAGUAAGUGUUCCCAGUGUCAGAGUGCAGGGUGGGGGGUGGGGUGGGGAUCCCACCAUGGAAGGCCUCACCGCCUUCACCAGUGAGGAGGAGGUCCUGGAUGGGUACCAGGUCCUCAGGGUCCUCGGCCAGGGCGGUUUUGGGCUGGUGAUCCUGGCCUAUCAUUGGGAAAGCAGGACCCAGGUGGCUGUGAAGGUUGUGGAGAAUGGUGGCCAGCACUCCUGCAGCUUCCAGCAGUUGUGCACAGAAGCAGAAAUAAUGAAGGGGCUGCAUCACCCUCACAUCAUUCAACUACUGCAGGUCAGGCACACCACAGAGAGGGGCUACAUUUUCAUGGAAGUAGCGCAGUCAGGGGACCUUAGAUGUUACAUGGUAGAACGAGGGUACCUACUGGAUGGAGAGAUUCGUCAGCUAUUUAAACAAAUUCUAUCCGCUGUGCAUUACUGCCAUUCGCAGCACGUGGUGCACAGGGAUUUAAAGUUAGAAAACCUGCUUCUCGACGCCCACCUAAACAUUAAGUUGAGCGAUUUUGGUCUCAGCUGCAAACUGGCUGGUGGAGAGCGCCUGAAGAAUCUGUGCGGGACCUUUGCAUACUGUGCGCCCGAGGAAUUCUUAGGUGAGGAGUUCUGCGGGUACAAGGCUGAUGGCUGGAGUGUGGGCGUGAUCCUGUACGCCAUGGUGGCAGGCUCACUGCCUUUUGUUGGAGAGGAUUUUGUGGAGCUGCGGGCAGCCAUCCUGUCUGGAUACUACAGAAUCCCCCACUAUGGAAACCCAGAGCUGUGUAACCUGGUGGACAGCUUACUGACCCGGGACCCUGAGGCCAGGCCCACAGUGGCAGACAUCAUGGGCCACCCAUGGCUCCAUGCAGGACAUGGAGCACCUGGAACCAGUGACGAGUUUCUGUUUCUUCCACAGGAGCAGGAAGGAUGGGAAUUCCCAUGGGGCCUCUGCCCUCCACUGUGGCUUCAUGAAUGGGAUGACCCCUUGCCCCCUGUGCCAUGCUGGGGGAUCUCCCAACAGCAGGGCUUCAGCAUCCCAGAAAUACAUGGGCAGGGCCAAGUGGAGCCUGCAGUACCUCCUCAGGGUCCUGAAGCUCUAAGCUCCCUUGAGGACCUGGGAUGCCAGCUGGGCCAUCAAGCAGGCUCCCUGCCACCCAGGCUCCCAGCCAGUGCCUUGUGCCCAGGACUUCAGCAGGAUCACAGCAAAGGGAAGCCCAUGCCUCAGGCCAUCCCCGGUGCUCAGAGCUGUCCCAUUCUCCAGUGCCUCCAGGGACACUCAGGCUGCAACACCAGAGCCCGUGAGUUUGCUGCUCUCAGCUCCCAACCACUGGUGCUUGCAGAAGGCCAGUCGGGGCAGACUCCUUGCCAUGGGACUCCCAGUGUGAGCAGCAGUGAGUCCUGCAGGACAGACAGGUCCCAACGGGCUGUGUGGACAAGGAGCCCCGCUGCCUGUGCAGUCCUCAGCCAGGAUGCUCUGUCCUCUCUCUCCACCACACUGAGCACCAACAGCAGUGAGGCUGAUGUGGAAGUCAGGAGCGGCUCCCAGGGUGCCUCAGAGGAACAGAGCAUCCCAGGAAUGCAGCAGCAGGAGGAGGAGGCAGGGACCUCAGACACGCAGGCCAGAAAGGGCAAGGGUCGCCUGGGGAUUGGCAGGAGGAUCAUCCAAUGCUUCAGCUGGAUGUGUUGUGUCCUGCCAGCCCCAGAGGAAAGCCCUUGAGUGCAGAGAGGAAAGUGGCCUCUUAGUAGCCUCUUGGGAAAUGCCCCCGAGGAGGGGCCCUUCCCUGAGGAGUGAAGCAAUGAAGGGAUAGUCAUGGACUCCUGUCUGGGAUGAGGGCAGGUGAGGAGGCAGUAAGAGAAACUGCAGGCAGAGAGGGAAGAUAGUGUUGCAUUUUUCAGAUGGCCAUAAGGAAACAUGUUUGCAUGGUUAGGGGUCAUGACCUUUUCCUAAGAUAGAAGAACAUGGUGUUCCAUUUUGCUUAGAAUUGAUCCAUGAACAUCACUCCCUAGUUAAACUUCCUGUACCCAGUCAUAUUGGGCCCCUCCCUUAGUCCCCCUUCUGGCUGGCAGGGGUGUCAUUUUCUCACAAAAACCUACUUUUGCUUUUUCUCCCUCACCCUCAUGAUCCGUGUUGGGAUUAUGUGAGAGAACGAAUGGACUUGAACUUCCUGCAGCAUCGUUGGUGCCGUGACGUGGAUGGACUCAGCUCCAUGGGAAAGGUGAGUAAGGCAGACUGCUUCUCUGGUGUUUGGAAAACCCCUGAUCUUCUACAUACUCAUUUAUCUUUUAGAUUCCCCAGGUCCCUGAGCCAGUUCAAAGCGAUUGGUGUGGGAUGCUGGUUGUAAGAUACAGGGCCCACGUUGGAUGACACUCUUUGUCCUCCUCCCACUUUAUUCUGUCUUUGAUUAUUGCCUGCACUCUGUGCUCAGGCGGCUCUCUGCCCUGGGAAGUCUUCUCACCCUGAGUUUCCUUCUCCAAGCCCAAGUUCCCAGGUCCCUGGAUGAGAAACUCCUGUGACAACUUAGAGCUCCUAGAUCUGAACUGAGGAGCCUGCAUUGCAGACCGAGGUGGCCUCUCCCAUUGAGCUGCCUUCUUGUGUGCCCCAAAGAACUCAGGACCCACAUGUCUGGGAAGAAGUCACCUGGCACCUUAACUCGUGCCCAUGCUUUCCGUUUUCCUGCCCAGGCUUUUCUUUGGCAAACAACAUGUUGGAAGUCAUUCCUGCCCAGAGCCAUGCUCUUAAAGGUGACUCACAGGGGAAAUUUCUAUCGUCAUGCGACACCCACGUUCCCCCUCUGCACAUUCAACAGUCCUGCAGCAAGGACCACUUGCCCACCCUCCACACUUGGGCAACAAGAGAGUUAGUUGAGACCCCCUUUGUAGAGCCUCAUUUCCAAGUUCAGACAUAAUGCAGGGACAGCAGGAGUGACAGAGGACUGAGGCAAUGACUGCUAGGGACUGCGGGAACCCCAAAGACUCAGCGACUUCUGGGAGAAUGGAAGGUCCUAAAACUCGGCUGCUGGGGGGGGCGACGAAGGAGGAGGCAGCUGCUAGGGUCCACGUGGUGACCUAGUGAUGCAGUGGCAGUGGGAGUGCCCAGGGAAGGAGCUGGUGGGGCCUGGGGACCGUGUGGUGGGGCCUGGGGGCUGCACAGAGGGCUCAGAUAAUCACAGGGGAGCCCAAGAAGAAGUAGGAAGAAUCCUCACGCAAUCAUAGGGAGGCUGCUGAGGACCGUGCUGGGGGCCCCAUGAUGGGUGGCUCCUGGUGGCUGCACCCCAGUGCCCCAGCACAAAGACGUGGCUUCACUGGGUGUGCCUGAGGAAGCAGGAGGCAGCCAAGGCAGGCCAUGAAGUGGUAGGUGCUGGGGAACUGUGUGGGGUGCCCAAUGCUGCUCCUGGAGGGGGAAGAGGAGAGCAGGGCCUGGCCCUGGAGAUUGAGGAGGAGAGUAGGGUCUGGCCCUGGUGGGUGAGGAGGGGAACAGGGUCCAGCCCUGGAGGGCAGCGAGUGGAGCUGGGCCCAGGCUCUGGUUUCACGGUGGGGAGCAGGAUCCAGGCUUGGAAGGUGACGAGCAGAGUGGGCCCAGGCCCUGGAAUGCGAGGAGCAGAGCAGGGCCUGCCCAGGAGGUGAGGAGGGUAGUGGGGCCUGGCCCUGGAGGGAAGCCCUGAAGUGGGGCCCAGGCCCUGGAGUGUGAAGGUUGGAGUGGGGCCCAGGUUCUGCAGGGCAAGGAGAGGUGCGGGACCCAGGCCCUGGAAGGCCAGGAGCAGAAUAGGGCCUGGCCCUGAAGGUGAGGAGGGAAGUGGGGUCUGGCCCUGGAGGGAGGCUAGGGAUGGGCCUGUGGGGAGAAAGGCCUGGCUCUGGAGGGGGAGGAGGGGAGCAGGCCCAGACCAAGGGUGUGAGGAGGCUUUCGGUGCCAGCACUGGAGUAUAAGGAGGGGAACACUGGCCCUGGAGGGUUAGCUGCAGAAAGGUCUCUGGACCUUGGACCUACAGGACACAAGACAUAGGACAUACGCGAAAGGACACAGUCUAUAGGACAAAGGACAAAGGCCACUUCAUGCUCACAGCCUCACUGUUGAGACCUCACCGAGCCAUGAGCAAUGUUUCCAAAUCAAAGCAGAGAUUGUCCCAGGUCCAGAGACCUUUCUGGAUCUAACCCUGUUACAGAAUAAAAGGUUUGGUUCCCUGCAA